Messenger RNA from Saprolegnia diclina VS20, 1066 nucleotides. RefSeq lists its product as hypothetical. Bases 318 to 1031 code for a protein of 237 amino acids. Lineage: Eukaryota; Oomycota; Saprolegniomycetes; Saprolegniales; Saprolegniaceae. The transcript has 2 exons. The record is from RefSeq and is a predicted model, not a curated record.
CGUGGGUGCGCAGCUGCCACCGCUGCUUCGGUUGGCAGUCUCACGUAUGCACUCUGUCGGCGAUCACAGCCACGGUCGAAACCAACAAGCAAAUUCGUGUUUGUCGCGUCGCCUUCUUUGCCCCGUGUGCCUCGGUGGCAGCAGGUCUUCUACGAACCCAAGUUCAUCGCGUGCAUCCCAAUAUCACGGCGGUGCAGAAUACCAGUACCUCCUCUCUUCCCGCUACUCGCAGCGUGGAGAUUGAACUUGGGCGUGACGCAUACCGAUCCUUGUGGCGCCAAGACAAGGUUGCACACCGCUGGGUUCAGUGCGAUGCCAUGACACGCUUACGUAGGAGGAGUGGGGCCGACCAGUCACAUUCGAGCACCAUCGUUUUAUCGUCUCACUUCGAAAUCUUCUUCUCGCUGCCGAGUAGCAUGACCUGCACUUUCUUGGGCUGCGACCGACCGGCUGUGCCCGGCACCGCGCGUUGCGUCUCGCACAAGAACAAGAUCAAGUGCUCGAUUGACGGCUGCACCAACCAAGUCUACGCCCGGUACCUCUGCGUUCGCCAUGGUGGCAAGAAGCAGUGCCAAAUGCUCGGCUGCGACGCGGCCGUCACGCGCGGGUCGUUCUGCGUGGAGCACGGCGGCUCGGCCGCCAAGCGCUACUGCAUCGAACUCGGCUGCGACCGCCAGGCACACGCUCGGUUUCGCUGUGUCCGCCAUGGUGGCGGUCGCCACUGCAAAGUGGAGGGCUGCAACCUCCAUGCGCGGUCCUCUGGCGCGUGCCACCGCCACAUGCCGCCCCGCAACGGCACCAAGACCAAGAAAAGCCACGCGCUGUCCCGCCGAACACGACCAGCGCUCUGUAGCACCGACCACGUCUUGUCUUAUGACGUUAGCGCGCUCCCGGCGUGGACGACACCACUCGAUGGCAUCGACUACUCGAUUCUCAACUUGCUUUGUGAAGCACCCAAGCUCUUGGCAGGUCGUGGCAACAGUCCUCGCAGCGCGCCGUACGAGAGCUCAUUCUGUCGAUAUGGCGGAUAAGACUAACGUAAACGAGCCGUCUUGGUAUUACUCGA